AUGGCAGCCCAAGAAGAUGGAGAAGACGGAGAGGACUAUUUUCUCCCCCUCGAAGAUCAGAGUAUCUUUGGCGCGGGAAUCCGUCGCAAACGAGUCCAAUUCGUACGCUCCUCCGAACAUGAAUUGAAUACAACUACAACACGACCACCCUCCUCUACACCCUCAGGUCCAAGCAUCGCAAACGCAUACCUCUCGAUCGUCCUCAAGAACCAAGACACAGAAAGUGCCAUACACCCGCCAAACAAGAACAAGAACAAGAACCAUCUCCCCGCGAAGCACACUCCGCACCUCCACCCUCCCACACACCCUCCUCCCACCCUCCGCAAAACGACCACUGCGAAAUCUGCAACCUCCCCCCUCUCAACCAACCCUACAGAAAGUCCAGAAUCAACAGACAAACCCCACGAAGCCUCCCUCGCCCACCAAGUCUGCCUAACCCACUCCCACCCACCCUCCCACCUCGACCGCACCCGCGUCGGCCUAAAAUAUCUCUCUACCUACGGCUGGGACCCCGACAGCCGGCGCGGCCUCGGCGCACCAGGCCGAGAAGGAAUCCGCGAACCGCUAAAAAGCCGGGUGAAAAAUGACACGGCCGGUCUGGGCGCGGGGUUAGAUGCGGACGGAGAUCGAAUUCGAGACCCGCCUGCACCGCCUAAGAAGGUGCCGGUGCAGAAACUGAAUGCGAAGCAGGUGAGGAAGAAGCAGGUUGAGGAGCGGAAGAGGGGGAGAAGUUGA
This is a messenger RNA of Penicillium manginii, 735 nucleotides long. RefSeq names its product putative G-patch domain protein. Lineage: Eukaryota; Fungi; Ascomycota; Eurotiomycetes; Eurotiales; Aspergillaceae. The record is from RefSeq and is a predicted model, not a curated record. The transcript has 2 exons. Bases 1 to 735 code for a protein of 244 amino acids. Gene Ontology annotation, molecular function: nucleic acid binding.